GAAAACGAUGAAAAUGUCACAUCGCACUCUUGAGCGGCAGAUAAAUCUGUCGAGCGGCGGCCGCGCUUUUAAUCAAUAAGACGACGACGAGGCAGACGACGAGUCGAACGUCGGCGGUGGUGGCGGUGGCGGUGUUCUUAAAGGCAAGAAGUGCUGGUUUAAGAACCCUUAGUCGGCAGAUGAUAGUUGAACCGAGCAGGCUGCUCGACACAAGCGGACGGCCCCUGUGGGUGACUCUCCUGGCCCUCGUUGGGUGAAGACCUCUGGGGUUUGGCAAUGGUGCACAGCAAGUAGGACAGACCCCUUCGGCCCGGGUUUUGAUACUUGGUGGUGGGGUGAGUGGGGGCGUGGGGGGGAUUGAGAGAGAGGAGACAGAGACGGACAGAGACGAGACAGACAGACGAGACAAACAGCGAGAGAGGAGAGACACAUAGAGACAGAGAGAAGAGACACACGGAGAGAGAGGAGACAGAGAGAGACGAGGAGGUGGGAGACUGUGCGUUGUCUCGUGGAGAGCAGUGUGGUGCCGUUCGUUGGGAGGCUCAGCGGUAGGUGGGGGAGUGAGGAAGGAAAGGAAGGGAAGGAGGAGGAGGAAGAGGAGGAGGAUGGAGCUGGAGCUGGGAUUCUUGUCGGAGGCUGAGCGCAAGGCCAUCCUCGAGGUGCUCAAGAGGGAUGAGGAGUUGCGGCAGAUGGACGACACGAGGCUCAAGCGGCUGCAGAAGGAGCUGAGGCAGUUGAAGCGCAGGGGAGUCAAGAAGUCGGCCAGGGGGCGGACGUGCGCCCGCUGCCAGAGAGGCCUGGGCCUGCUGAUGAACAGCGGCGACCCGUGCACCGGCUGCCGCCACGUCGUGUGCAACGACUGCCGAGUCAAGUCGGACGGCAAGGCCUGGAAGUGCACCGUGUGCCACAAGGAGGCGCUGUACAAGGUGGAGACCGGGGAGUGGUUUCUGGAGGAGAAGGCCAAGCGAUUCGGUGGCAAGGUGGAGCCCGCAACCGACAUCAUCCGAGUGUCCAUGAAGAGGCGGCCAGGGAGCAAGCGGGACAUGACCCCCGAGCCCUCCAAGAAGAUCAGGGACCAGGUGGAUAGCGGAACUUCACCGUCGAAGCUCACCAGAAUCCCAGAGGAGCCCGGAUUUCGAGACGAGGAGUUCAGCGACUCGGUGAGCAACGCGAGCACCAUCGACUCGCGCCCCGAGUGCUCCCGGCAGGCGUCCCGGGCGUCGCGUACCAGCGGGCGCACCGAGCCGGGCCGCCGGGCCCCACCGGAGAGCGGCCGCCCCUCGCCGGUGCCCAGCUACGUCUCCUCGGCGCGCUCCGACUACGGCGCCGGCGACGAGACCGCCGCCCGGACGGGGCAGCCGCGGGGGCAGCCGCGGGAAGCUGGCGGGGGGCGAACGACGCCGGCGGCGGCGGCGGCGGCGGCGGCCGGGAAGGCCGGGAAGGCCGGGAAGGCCGGGAAGGCCGGGAACGCGCAGCGGCCUCAGUCGCGGGAUUCCGGCGCCGUGUCGCCGGCGUUCAGUAAGCACAGCGGAGUGUCGAGCCGCGGUGGCAAGUCGAGCAAGUCGGCCAAUGACGAGGAGGACGAGGGAGAGGAGAGGGAGGGGGAGGAGAGGGAGGGGGAGGACGACGACGAUGACGACGACAGCAAGCAGCGGCAGCGCCGUCGACCCCGGCAGAACGAAGAGGGCGACGAGGUGGACGAAGGGGGCGAGGAGCAGGGGGGUGAGGAGGAGGAGGAGGAGGAGGUGGGGGGCAGGAGGAAGGUGGACAAGAUGUUCAGCAAGUGCUCCAAGAAGUCGAUGGAGUCCGGGGGGUGGACGUCCGAGAUCGACCUCCGCUCCAACACGGGGGCCUCCAGCGCCAUGGGGAGUCGCUGUGUCUCGGUGCCGGCCGUCAACAUGCGCCGGGGGCUCGACGAGGAGGACGAGGAGGAGGACAUUGACGGCAUCGUCACCUCGCACCGUGGCAGCGCCAGCGGCACCAUGCGCUCCACCGUGAGCAUGAUGAGCCUGAUGAGCACGUACAGCGAGGUGGACUUUGGCGCCGGCGUGGAGGUGAAGGGCGACGUGCUGCUCUCGCUGCAGUAUGAGUACCGUACCGGCACGCUCAACGUGAACGUGCGCAAGUGCCGCAGCCUCGCUUUCGGCAACGCCAAGAAGCAGAGCUCCAACCCGUACGUGAAGGUGUACCUGCUGCCAGACAAGUCCAAGCAGAGCAAGCGCAAGACCACGACGCAGAAGAACACGGUCAACCCGGUGUACAACGAGACGCUCAAGUACACCAUCUCGCAGUCGCAGCUGUCGACGCGCACGCUGCAGCUCACCGUGUGGCACCACGACACGUUCGGGCGCAACGCCUUCCUGGGAGAGACGGAGAUCAACAUGGACACGUGGAACCUGGACAACACGGACGAGCAGUGGCUCCCCCUGCAGCGCAAGUCCCAGGCUCAGGCGGGUGGCAUUCCCCAGUACAAGGGCGAGCUCACGGUGUCUCUCAAGUUCGUCCCUGCCCACCUGGUCCCCGAGGAGAAGCCAGCCGCUGAGAGCCGCUUGAAGAGGACCCUGCGCAGAAAGCAGGAGAGCGUGCAAGCGGCGGGCGGAGAGAUCCACGUGCUGGUGAAGGAGGCGCGCAACCUGUGUCCACUCAAGCCGGGCGGCACCGUCAACUCCUUCGUCAAGGCCUCCCUGCUGCCCGUGGACCCCAAGGGGACGCGGCAGAAGACGGCGGUGGCGAAGCAGAAGGUGAGCCCCGUGUGGGGCGAGACGCUGGUGCUGCGGGCCGUGCAGCCACACGAGCUGCCCCAGCAAGCGCUGGAGCUCACCGUGUGGGACAAGGAGAGCAUCGCCAGCAAGCACUUCCUGGGCGGCGUGCGCCUGGGCAUGGGCACCUCCGGCGAGUACGCGGGGACUCCCGUGGACUGGAUGGACUCGCAGGGGGAGGAGGUGGCCGUCUGGGAGGAAAUGUGCAGCAACCACAACACGUGGGCGGAGGCCUGCCUGCUGCUGCGGCCUGACAUGGCCAAGCACUGAGACCCCCACCACCCACAACCCCCACCCACCCCUCCCCCCCCCCACCUCCCCCCCCCCCCCCCACCUCCGCCCCCACUUUUUCCCACUGCGGCGUUCACCGUCUCCGGCCGGCACGACGUGGGGUGGACAAACCUCCUCCCGCCUUUGCCAAAACCGCGCCGCGUGUUUGCCAAACCGGCGGUGGCUCAGCAGCUGCUGCAGGUGUUGCUGCAGCUGCUGCUGGUGUUGCUGCAGGUGCAGCUGCAUGUGCAGCACCUGCAGCUGCACCUGCAGCUGCUGCUGCCUGGUGGUGCGUCGAGGCGCCCUGCAGUUCGACGACCCCGAGUUCGAACCCUGCUUCCCACCAGGGGUUGUGCGCACUCACGCACGUCGAACUCCUUCCGUGUGUGUGUGUGUGUGUAAGUCGAACUCCUUCCGUGUGUGUGUGUGUGUGUAAGUCGAACUCCUUCCGUG
Molecule: messenger RNA, 3482 nt
Organism: Petromyzon marinus (sea lamprey)
Lineage: Eukaryota; Metazoa; Chordata; Hyperoartia; Petromyzontiformes; Petromyzontidae
Source: RefSeq, a predicted model, not a curated record